Pseudocercospora fijiensis CIRAD86 is the source of this 3617-nucleotide messenger RNA. RefSeq lists its product as uncharacterized. The record is from RefSeq and is a predicted model, not a curated record. Gene Ontology annotation, biological process: mRNA processing; nuclear-transcribed mRNA poly(A) tail shortening. Lineage: Eukaryota; Fungi; Ascomycota; Dothideomycetes; Mycosphaerellales; Mycosphaerellaceae. The coding region runs from base 1 to 3414 and encodes 1137 amino acids. Gene Ontology annotation, molecular function: protein binding; poly(A)-specific ribonuclease activity; nucleic acid binding. The transcript is spliced from 3 exons. Gene Ontology annotation, cellular component: PAN complex; P-body.
AUGGAGGCUGACUGGAACGAGGCGGCCAGGCUGAGGCUCCCCGGACCUGCUCCCAAUGCACCACCUUCGCAGCUGACAACGCUUGCUUUCGAUCCCGUCCAGGAGCUGCUGUGGACCGGCAACGAAUAUGGACGCAUUACUUCAUUCUACGGCGCCGAGUUGCAGCGAUAUACAUCGUAUCGCGGACAUGUCAGCACGGCGCCACGCGGUGCUCCCGGCAAUGCCCACGUCCAGCAAUUUCUAUUCUGCGAGAAGGGCGUGGUGUCCGUUUCGGCCCGGAGCAUUCAUUUAUCCUCCCGGAGAGGAUUGGCGCAAUGGCAUGUUGCUCAGCCUGCCAUGAGCGACUUGCAAUGCAUGAGUUUCACGACCCGUGAUGCUACAGAGUUGAUCGUGGCCGGCUGUCAAGCUCAACUGUAUCGCAUUGACGUGGAAAAGGGGACGAUCCUGGACACGCUCACUCCACAACCCCCGGCCAUGUACAAAAUGAUGAAGCUCGCAGGUCAAUACAUAUGCGCUGCGACUGCUGAUGGCGCUAUUCAUCUUCUCGACUCCAAGACUCUGGCUCUCCUUCACAGCUGGAAGGCCUACGCUGGCUCGGUCAACAGCAUGGACGCCAGAGGCGACUAUCUCUUGACUUGUGGCUGGGCCCAAAUGCAAUACCAAGGACUAUCGCUUGAACGCUUAGUUCGAGUCUACGACUUGAAAGCACAGAGACCUGCGCCACCAGUGCCAUUCCCGCUCGGCGCUGCUUUCGUGCGCAUGCAUCCUAAGUUGACUUCCACGUGUAUCGUCGUAUCCCAGAAUGGACUCAUACAUUCGAUCGAUAUCCAAAAUCCAGACAUGCCGACCAUGCGCUAUGUGCAGUCUUUCGAAGACAAGUUCCUCGGAGUGGAACUUAUGCCCUCUGGCAAGGGCUUUGCUUUGCAAGACAGUAAUGACCAAGUGGUGCUGUAUGGCUCACCUUCCAAGUUACAUUUCACUGAGUAUAGCCAAUCGACAGAGUUCGCCGACCCGAUGGACAGCCACAAAUCACUGGAUUGGUCAGACCAGAUACCUCUCAACACCAUUGGAAUGCCGUACUAUCGCGAAGCCCUCCUAUCCAGCUGGCCUAACAGUCUACUGCAUCAGGUGGGUAUGCCACCUCCUCGAAUCGAGAUGGAUGCAUCUUUUCGCCCAUUCGAGUACGGCAGAGUUGGCUUGAAUUCGAAGACUGGGCGCCGAUACGAGGCGCCUGAUAUCAAGGCCCAGCAGAAGAGUGCAGAUGUCAUGGUCGGUCCCAAGUUCCUGAGUGAGAAGCCGAGAGACGAAGGUGCGAACGGCGACGCCCGUCGACGCAUGAGUGAAGACCUUCUCAACGCCAUGACGAAAAUGAAGCUCGAUGGUAAAGCAGGCACUGACACGAGACUCCUGUAUCGUGUAGUGGAGAUCAAAUACAGCCGAUUCGGGGUUGAGGAUUUCGACUUCCGCUAUUUCAACAAGACGAGUUUUGCUGGACUGGAAACUCAUAUUGUCAAUUCUUACGCCAAUCCUCUUCUGCAAAUUCUUCGCUUCACCAACACAACUCGAAAUCUAGCGCUUCUGCACACAGCCCGGAACUGCAGCGCAGAAGAUUGCUUGUUCUGCGAACUCGGUUUCUUAAUCGACAUGCUCGAGAAAGCACAAGGGCUGAAUUGCCAAGCAACAAACUUUCUCAAAUCCAUCAGCAGGCAACCGGACGCUCAGGCACAAAACGUGCUGGAAUCGUCUGUGUCGAAUGUCCCAUUGACUAUGAUGGUGCAGAACUUGAACCGGUAUCUCCUGCAGAAGUUGGAGGAUAAUUUCAAGUUCGCAACGCCUUCCCAUUUGAACCACUUCCAUUACGCAUUCGGCACCACCGGUCUCGAUUUCACACGCUGUGCACACUGCAGCUAUGAGAGCCGAAACGACAGAGUCUGGUUCACGCACGACCUCGUGUAUCCACCAAGAAAUGCAAAGCAUCGCGGCUCGAACAACAUGCGAACAUUCUUCUCGCAGGUACUCAAGGCGUCCAUCGAGAGACAGAAUCAGCAUCGGGGCUGGUGUUUGAGAUGUAAUGGUUACAAGGCCAUGACUUCUCAUCGUGCGAUACAUGCGCUUCCCGCAGUCCUUAUGCUAAACGCCGCAGCCAACACCUCUGACGCUAAACAGCUUUGGGACACACCCGGCUUUCUCCCUAGGGAAAUUGGAGUGAUUGUCAACAACGGCAGAUUCUUUUGCUAUGAGGGACAGGAUUUGCAGCUUCACCUCCAACGAGGACAGUAUAACAUCACAGUCUACCAACUGGUGGGAGUUAUCAACGACGUGAAGCCUGAAGAGUCAGAGAAACCUCAUCUGGUAGCUUCCAUCGACGUCGGCAUGGCAGAUCCUGAUCCAACGCAAAGCGGCAACUGGCAUCUGUUCAACGACUUCUUGGUCCACAAGCUGCCGACGGAUGAAGCGUUACGUUUCAAUUCACAGUGGAAACUUCCGUCGGUAAUCACAUAUCAGAUCAAGUUGAUGUCCCAUCAGAUCGACGACAGCUGGAAGCACGAGAUGGACACCCGCAUCUUGUACGACAGCCCGACACAACCAGCGCUCUCCCCAGACUACUGCUUCCGAGCACUAUCUGACAAUGAGCCACUGCCAAACGAGAGCUCCCACGUCGCGAUUGAUGCCGAAUUUGUGCGGCUGCUGCGGGAAGAGAUUGACGUCGGCGCUGAUGGAACACGAACGAUGACAAGACCCGCGCGACUGGGCUUGGCAAGAGUAUCGGUUCUGCGAGGCGAUGGCCUUGACCAAGAAUUGCCAUUUAUCGACGACUACAUCGCGGUCGACGAGCCGAUCGAUGACUAUCUGACGCAAUACUCAGGUCUGCGUACAGGCGACUUGAAUCCUGAAACCACACACUUCCAGCUUGUCAGUCUAAAGCAGACCUACAAAAAGCUCUGGAUCCUUCUGAACUUGGGCUGCAAAUUCAUCGGCCAUGGCUUAUCAUCAGACUUCCGCACGAUCAACAUCCACGUCCCCGAAUCCCAAGUCAUCGACACCCAAGACCUCUUCUCCCUCAAAUCUCGCACCCGACGAAAACUCUCCCUACGCUUCCUGGCCUGGGUGAUCCUCAAAUCCGACAUUCAAGCCAAUUCAGGCAUGGGACAUGACAGUAUUGAAGAUGCCCGAACGGCGUUGAGACUCUGGCGGAAAUACUUGGAGUACGACAGUGCCGGGGUCCUUGAGCAGAUGAUGGAUGAGGUGUACAACACAGGAAGGAGUCUAGAUUUCAAGCCACCGAGUGAUCGUAAACAGCCUGAUACGCCUACGCCUACGGCUAGUGCGCCUGGGACGCCGUCUAGAGUGGCAGUGAGACUGGCGACACCUGCGCGGAGUGAUUUUGGAAGUCCGCAGAAGCGGUUGAGUUGACUGAUGCGAAUGAAAGAAGGGCCGGGCAGGAUCAAAUGAAGCUGGAAGGACAGACAGCAACAGUUCGUUUGGUCAUCGUGGAAGUGACAACAAAUUCUAGUCCUAGGGGGAAAAAGUGGCAGCAACAGACACUUACUCAUUGAUCUCUGACGGCAUUCGUAUCAUAUGUCCCUCAAGCAGCCGUUAAUCAACAAUUACAAGUG